AUGGCCACAACCAAUUCCAUAACCUCCUCAACAUCAAACACAACAUUGUCUCCUUUUGAUAUUACCACCAACUCUACAACAACUUAUUUGCCUUUAAAUAAUCAAUUAAUUCCGCCUGUUUCUUCAAAUCUAAUAUUACCUUCAGAAAGGUUUUACAAUCCAAGUUUAUUUAAUUUGAGUCAACAACAACAAGUUUUUAAUGCUUCAGAAGCGUUGCCUGGAUUAUUGGCUUCAAUUUUACAAAAUCGUGACCAACGCCACUCUUCUUCUUCAACCUCUUCUCUUCCCCUAUUUUGUGAAUUAACUUCUAAUUCUCUACUCUCUCAACAGCAGCAAUUACUUGCGAUAAUUAGGCAGCAAAAUCAAUCUUCUCCAAUUUCACAAUUUUAUUCAACAACAGACUUGACACAACAGAAUUAUUUUAAUGGAAUACAGGCAAAUGCAUUUGAAAGCCUUACUCUCGCAAAUUAUCAAAAACUUGCUGCAAACAGAAAUGUUGGAAUAAAAUCUGAGGUGACUUCGCCAACAUCACAAAUUAACGGAAUUGAAGCAUUAAAUAUUUCUCCAACAAUAAAUAAUUUAAAUAAUAAUUUUUCAACAAAUAAACAACAAAGUUUGGCGUCUUUGGAACAACAAUUGCUUGUUCUCCUCAAUCUUCAGCAACAGCAACCCCAACAUUCCCAAAAUGAUUGUACUUCAACUCCUAACAAUUUAAAUGUUGCAACAGUUAUUAAUAAUGUUUUUGGAACUAGAGAAAAUUUGAUAAAUAAUUCUGCAAAUUUACAGCAAAGUACUCAACAAAAUUCUUUGGAGUCUUUCCACUUUAAGGAUGAUAAGAUCCAGGAACGCAAAAAUUGCUCAAUUCGACGAAGCUCUUCUUCCGUCUCCUAUUACAAAACUUGUAGUAAUUCUAAUGCAGAUGUUAGUGAACACUUUAAAAGAACAUUUUCUGGGAAAUGGCCAAAGAGGACAUCAACAUCUUUGCGUUUUGGAAGGAGUGGAGGGAGUAGUGGGGCCACAAUAAUUUCGAAAAAUUCGAAUAAAGAGGGUAUUAAAGAAGGAUUUGAAGAAAAUAGUCAAGAUAAGGAUUUAUUAAUGGAAGUAAAAACAGAAGAAAAGGAGGAAAUGGAGAAGAUAUUGACAAUAAAAAGGGAAGAAAAGAGUCCUUUGAGUACUUUUAAAAAUGAAGAGAUUUUACAAGGAAAAGUAUCUAGUGGGAUAAAUUGUCAUCUUGGUCAAAGAGUUGGAUAUACAGUUAUUAGAAGGCUUAAUUUGGCUAGUGAAGAUAAACAAGUGGAGGAACACUUUCGCAAAUCCUUGGGAGAUGAUAGAUUCAAACAAAUAAGAAAUAAUCAGAGGUACAAUCAAGAGGAUGACACUAAUGCUAUGGAUGAUGACAUUGAUGUUUAGGGAGAUUUUUAGUAUAUUUUUUAUUAGAAUUUUUAAAUUAGGGAUUUGAUGCAUUUAUUUUUAGUCUUUUUUAAACUUGGUUAAGAAUAGAGACUGGUAAAAAGAUUUUUAAAAAUUUGGGACUUGCGGACUUUUUUGCGGACAAGCUCCAUAAUGAAUAUUUUUCGUCUAUUUUUUAGUUUCAUUUUAAAAGUGAAUGUGGG
Molecule: messenger RNA, 1613 nt
Organism: Meloidogyne enterolobii
Lineage: Eukaryota; Metazoa; Nematoda; Chromadorea; Rhabditida; Meloidogynidae
Source: the annotation of a GenBank genome assembly